Molecule: messenger RNA, 6045 nt
Organism: Oxyura jamaicensis (ruddy duck)
Lineage: Eukaryota; Metazoa; Chordata; Aves; Anseriformes; Anatidae
Gene: MFSD11
Product: major facilitator superfamily domain containing 11
Exons: 14
Coding region: 334-1680 (448 amino acids)
Source: RefSeq, a predicted model, not a curated record
UCGUAUUGUGAAAUGUUCCCGAUUUCCUGUCCAACAUACAUGGAAAUGACUUGUAUGUACACAUGUCUCAUCUUUCCUUUGUCAGGUGAUUUAAUAGCUUUUGACUGGAAUUCUGAUCCAGAACAAUGGCAAGAAACUGCGUUGAUCAACUAGCUUGAUAUUUGGAAAACAGCUUCGUUUUGUGAGAGAUGUCACGAAGAAGUAGCUGCAGUCUGCUCUGUUAACUUCAUGGGAAAAGGGCUUUUAGUGGAAACUAAAGGGAAAACGGGCUUUAUUUAAAGGGAAAUAGAGUUUAUCCAGACUGAAGCUGAGGACUUGGCAAGAAAACACAAAAUGACUCCUGAAUCAAAAAAACUUUUCAACAUACUUAUUUUGGGAUUCUCGUUUAUGUUUAUAUUUAUGGCUUUUCAAACAUGUGGAAACAUUGCGCAAACUGUUAUAACAAAUUUAAACAGCACAGAUUUUCAUGGUAGCGGCUACACAAGCAUGUCCAUUAUUUAUGGAGUAUUCUCAGCAUCAAACCUUUUCUCACCUUCAGUGGUUGCAAUAGUGGGACCUCAACUCUCCAUGGUUGUCAGUGGCCUAUUUUAUAGCUUGUACAUUGCAGUUUUUAUCCAACCUUCUACGUGGAGUUUCUACACUGCUUCUGUUUUUAUUGGCAUUGCAGCUGCUGUACUAUGGACAGCACAGGGAAAUUGCUUGACUGUGAAUUCUGAUGAAAACAGCAUUGGAAGGAACAGUGGAGUAUUUUGGGCACUCUUACAGUCCAGCUUGUUUUUUGGAAACCUCUACAUAUACUUUGCUUGGCAAGGGAAAACUUACAUCACAGAGAGCGAUCGCAGAACUGUCUUCAUUGCGCUGACUGUUAUCAGUCUUGUGGGCACAGUUCUCUUCUUUCUGAUUAGGAAACAAGAGGACUCAAAAGCUCCAGGGGAGGCAGAUUCUACUAAUGAAAUCCCAGGGGACAGCUCGUCUGCACAAAACAAAAUGACGAGAGCAGUGGAUGCCUUUAAGAAAUCUGUAAAGCUAAGCUUCACCAAGGAGAUUCUGCUUCUCAGUGUUACAACAGCCUACACAGGUCUGGAAUUAACAUUCUUUUCUGGAGUAUAUGGAACAUGUAUUGGUGCUGUGAAUAGGUUUGGUGGUGAAGAGAAAAGCCUUAUUGGUCUCUCUGGUAUUUUUAUUGGAGUUGGAGAAAUUUUAGGUGGAGGAAUCUUUGGUUUACUAAGCAAGAACAAUCGCUUUGGCAGGAACCCUGUUGUGAUGCUAGGCAUCAUUAUUCAUUGCAUAGCCUUUUAUUUAAUUUUUUUAAACAUGCCAAAUGAUGCCCCUAUUGCUCCCAUGGAAGGAACAGAUGGCAUUGCUUAUAUGAUUCCAAGCAAAGAGGUGGCCAUAUUCUGCAGCUUUCUGUUGGGCCUGGGAGACAGCUGCUUUAAUACCCAACUCCUCAGCAUUUUAGGAUUCCUGUAUUCUGAAGACAGUGCUCCUGCCUUUGCCAUCUUUAAGUUUGUUCAGUCCAUCUGUGCUGCAGUUGCAUAUUUCUACAGCAACUACUUCCUUCUGCAGUGGCAACUCCUCAUCAUGGUGGUUGUGGGCUUCUUCGGAACAAUCACCUUCUUUACAGUGGAAUGGAAAGCAGCGGCUCUUCGUGUCCGUGGCUCUGAGUACAGCAGCAUUUGAUCUAGAUACACCACGCUUAGUCCAACGUAAGGAAAAACACAGGCACACUUACUGUCAAGUGAUGUGGGACGGUGAAAAGAUCAAGUUGAAGAGGUUAAGAUGGAGGAAGCUACUACUAAACUGCCAUCAGUCUAACUGAACACGAAACAUGGGAGGAAAAAAUACCAAGUCUGAAAGCCUAUUUUCUUUAAUCAGCCGAGUGUGGUAUGCAUGCUCUUAAAAAUCCUGUGUUAACGAUGGAAGCAAAUAGAGAUUUAUGUAUUGAACAAUUCUGUUCUAAUCUAUACCUUCCUGAAGGUGUAAUUGCCUAAUUUCACUCUAUUAUUCACCACAGAAUUAUUUUUUUCGUAGAUUAGUUUUUUUACCUGUGUUCUAGUUCUGCAGACACUGGAGUUCUUCUAUUGAAUGAGCAAUACUUUAGGUGUUAUUACAGAAUGUGUCUGUACAACAGAAAAAUGAAUUUGCCAUUGACUUGUUCAACAAUUAGAUAUGCAGAAGUAUUUCUGUGGGAAAUGUUGCCUUACUACUUUAACUGAAAGUCUUUGAAUUCUUGUUUACAAGAAUUUGCUUUACUUAGUCAUCCUAAAGACAUGAUCGUGUGAAGUACUGGUAUUUGAAAACAGCUUGUAGGCUCAGCAUCUACCAGCGUUGAACUGCGUUGGGAGAGCUGCUGUAACUUUCUCAGGGUGGUGCUAUGUGAAGGACCACAAGACGUGGCUUCCCUCUCAGACUUCCAAAUAGUCCUUUUGAAUUCACUGAAACCUUCGUCAUAAUCUGUGUUGGAAGCAUUGUCAAAGAUACCUUUUAAAAGUACAAACGGGCUCAGAAUGUGAACUGUAAGAGUAAUCUUGUGGUGGUUAUUCUACAGCAUGGUCUAAAAAUACCUGACACGAUUGACGUAAGCAGUUUCGUUCAAUGUAUUUUGGGAAUACUGUACUGUAAUCUCAUUCUGCAAAAUGUGAAAACAAGCUGAAUAGCACAGCAACUAAGUUUUAAUCCAGAACUGUUGUAGAUGGUAACGUAAUGUAGGCAGCAAAUGCAAAACCACCUUGAUUUUAUCCGUCUACAUGACUUUAAUUCUUGCAGCAUUGUUUCCAUCCAGCAAACAAGAUGCAACUGAGAGCAGAUGUGGAAGACUGAGAAAGGUGUGUCUUUCGACACUCCUAUUUAUAGAGAAGUACUGUUUGCUAGCCUUUUUAUGUACAGACAGAAUGCAAAUGUCUUAUUUUUGAAGAUGUUUAAAAAAAGUUGACUCAGAGUAUUUGUCAGUAGCUCCUACAUGUCAUAACUAUGUAGGUGUACCCGAGGUUAAACUUGGUGAGCACAGUAUCUCUUGUGACACUUGCAGUCGCUCUUACUCUCACAGGGCAUGUAACACUACUCCUGUGAAGCACAGCUGUCUUCAUGCACAAUAAAAUAGCAAAGAGUUAUUUUAGAGGCAUAUAGAAAGAUUUUAAAUUCACUCCAGGUUUUUGCUUGUUCAUAGGGUGUUAAGGAGGAUUAGAGGGCACCUGAACAUUUGGCAAGCAAAGAAAUGCAAGGACAGGCAGGAAAGCCCUUUUGUAUUCCCGGGAGUUUUAAUGAAUAAUGUUAAAUAAAAAAAAGAGCACACAUUGAGGGGUUAUUGAAGCCAUUCCAAUUUGUCAGACUGGAUGUUCAGUAUUCAGUCAAAAAAAAAAGUGAGUAGCAGCACUCUAAUGCUCUUAUCCACUCCAGUUCUCCUGUAAUUGGAGCCAUGCUAUUUAUAUCUUGAACACCUGAAGGUAUACAUUGUAGGUGAUAGGUUAUCCAUCGUGGAUGAGACAAUGCUGUCAGUGAUUACGCUUCUCUUGUUGCUAUGUAUUUGUAUUUUCUCCCAAAUACUGUAAGCGAUAAAGUCUCUUUUUUUUUUCAGAUACAGAGUUACUUUUCUCUGUGGUUAUUUGUGGGACCUGUUCUUGCCAUACAUAUCAACAAGAGAAGGACUGACAGUCCACAAGGAACAGCUUUGUCUUACAGGGAGGGAAAGUGAUUCUCAGGUCUUGUGGUAGUGAGUAACUUAUAAAUGCAUUUAAAGUGAUGCAGUUUAAUUUUAGCUAGGUAAUGCCUCUCAUGAGGUUGCUUUUAAAAUUGCUCCCUUUUAAUGAACUGCUGUGGUGUUCAUCUGCAGCAUAAGAAUUAUAUCAACUAUUUUAUUAGAAAUUGAAGAAAAUCUCCAAACUUCUGUAGCUUCAGCAAGUGUUUCAAAGCCAACUGUCAGGGAUCCUAAUGAACUAGGACUUGUGCAUGUUCAGUAUGUAUGUGAAUCAGAUGUUUUACUCUUUUUUUCCUCUUUCUAUUCUGCUUGGUCUGACUCAAUAUUAGAUGAUGUUAGAAGGCCGUUCAGAACUAUUUAUUGGAUCAUUGAAGUGAGGUAUUAUUGCUCUGACAAGUUUCACAAGGCUAUCUGUGAAACAGUUUAGAGAAUUUCAUGGAUUUCAUUUUUUAUUUUGCUAUUAACUAUCUAAGUGUAACUUUUAACUUUUGAUCUUCAGAAACCGUUCUCAGAUAACCAAGCUGGCCAUGACACAUGAUUGCCUUUCAGUUAUUUCCUUGAUUUGCUGGGUAAUAAAAAUCCACACAGCAAUACACAAUAGUUUGGUCAGAAUUUUUGGUGUAGCAGUAUGAAGAAUAGGAAUGCUGGCAUCCAUUAUCAUUCCAUCUCUUAAUCUUUUUAUCAGUAUUUACCAGCCCUGCGACUGUACCCCAUUCAUUUCGCUUCCUUGAUCUUUGAACAAUUUUACAUUAAUCUGAGUUGUAAGCUUACUGUUUAUUUCAGUGGGAUUUGAAAAAAAGCUUUUGCUGUAUUUGUGGUAUCAUGGUUUUGUCUUAUGUUAGAGAUUUUAUCUUUAAGUGAAAGCACACAUUAAUUUGCUUAGGUUUAUUAAAUAUACCUCUUUUUGCUGCGUGUAUCCUUUUACAUUGUUACUGAAGUCUAAUAUCCUGACAUAUCACAUCCAAGUUUUUCUAACAAAUGCUAAGAGGAAAUGAAAACUGAUAUUCAUGACUUCUGAGUGCCAAAGAAGCUGCUGUAAAUUAGUCUUUCAUGCAUAUCGUGUAAGCAUAUCUACAUUUUUGUCUUGCCAGUUGGUUUUACUUCUGAUACAAUAUGAAUGUAUGCAACGAGUUUCUACAGCUCGUUCAUAAUUAUGUCCUUAUUUUUGUUGUGAUCAUUUCAUUUGGUACAACCUAUGUUAGCUGAGAUAAAGAAGGGAACCAUUUAUAAAAUGUUCUUUAGAAGUCUGAUCUUUAUAACCUUCUGCAGAUACAUCUAAACUAGUAAGGGAUAUUUGGGGGGAAGUCAUAACUUUCACUGAGGUUGCUGCUUUAGUAGAAGCCCUCCUGUGGUGUGCCUAUUUGAAAGCUAGAAGUCUGCUGGUUUAGUUCCUUACAUUUUUGUGACCAGUUUAAACUGUAUGGGAAAGAGCUUUCUGGUGGGGUAUGUUGGUUAAGCUUUCUGGAGAAUAAUUUUGGUGUAGAAAACUAUAGAUCUGGGGUCUUGUGUGAGUUGACCAGACUGAGAAAGCUCCACUUGCCUUUCUGCUAACUCCACUAGCUUACUUCAGCUGGGGAACGUGGCUCCCUUGACAGUCUACAUGAAAUGCCAGUGAGUAAUGCUGUGGAGGUUGCCUAGGAGUUUGCCUCUGCUUGAGAAGUAGGCCGCGCGUGAAGAGAACUUCACAUUUCCAGAGCGAUGUUUAAUUGUUUGCUGUCAGCAAAAGGAAGAAAACCCAAAACGCAGAAUUAAAGGUGGAGCUGAAGUGAAGAAGCUAGCUGCUUGUCAUUCUGAUGUGUCUGCAUGGGUUCAGGAGCAGGGGUGAGGAUCUCUAUUGGUUGUUAUUUCUGCAGAUAAAUUCAGAAUGACACUUUGAGCUUAAUUAUGGAAAUUAUGCUUGUGCCACAAGAGAAGCACUAACGAGAGUGGAAGAAACUGCCCUAAAGAGGAACAGAACGACUCUGAACUGAGGAAACACUUCACAGCAGGCACAUGGAGGGGAUGCUUUGUGCGGUUGAGUUUGGGCAUGUAGCUGCUGCUGCUGGAACUCAAUUUCUGUUUCAUGCUUCCUCUGCUGUCUUAGUUACUUCAGUUGUUCGGUGUCUUCUUCUGAGCUAUCCUGUCAUUUCUUUACACUUUGACAUUGUUAAAUUUGUUUUAAGUCUAAUGGUUGAGAUCUUUUUUACUUUUAUAGAAGGUGGGUUUAGGUUAGAACUCAUGAUGCAUUAAUUAAGAACAGGCUCACAAUUAUCCUAAUGGAAACACUGAUUUCAAGUGUAUUGAGUGAAAACAGCCUCUGGUUUUCUUUAUGUGGUCACAGCCACGCAAAUAAAAUGACACAAUGUUGUUAA